AUGUUACCCCGUUCACUGCUUCUGCUGGCUUCCGUUCCGUUCAGCUACUGCUGGCCAAUCGACACGCGCUCCGGUGAACCGGAAUACCCCGCGACACGGCGUGGCCCUCGGUUUCUGGGGCUCUUGGGACUGCUGACCGGGCUGACGUUGGUCGAUUCGCUCGACGACGACGACAGUGAUCGACCGCGCCGUUCCGGGUUCGUCAAGAUCGACGUCGGGCGCCCCUCGUUCGAUCCGUAUUACGGUGCGUACGGCUACGGUGCUGGUUCCGUCAACCCGUACUGGGCCGGCCCGGGUGGAUCGGGGAUCGGAUCAUCGAUCAACAUAAAAAUUCCAUUUCGACCCGGGGGCCCCGGUGGCGGUGAGUUCGGCACAAUGGCCCUCAUUCCGUUUCCCGUGCAGUUCCCCGGUGGAGCCCCGGGGCCCCAUUUCCCUGGCGGUUCCCUAUCGUCCCAUGGGCCGGUCGGCAUCGAGCCACGGCCGUCGAUCUUUUCCGAUCUCGGUGCCGCCACGGGCUCGCACGGCACGACCGUUCACGCCGACGAGGAAGCGGCUGGAAGGAAGCAACCGAAAAAGAGCACCCGGUUAAAGGUGAAUCCUCCGCGGGCAACGCGCAGUACGGUAGAUGAGGACCCCGACGAUGACUCGGAGCCAGUGCCACCGGUGGAAGAAAGUGUCAGCGAGGAUCAACCGACGGAAGUGCCGGUCACCGAGUCGGAUAGCGCGAUAGCAGACAUCGCGUGUAUCGCAUCGAGCAGUACACCAAGUCCCGCCAAUCAGUCCACCGCACCGCAGAUCGAAGAAUCCAUUCCGGAGGCCGCCGACCCGCCAGCCACACUGGCGUCGAUCGUUCAGCACGGCACACCGCAGCCGGGUUAUCCGGCCCACCAGCACAGCCUGGCCGAUGUGUCCUUGAUCGAUCUGACAUCCCGGACGGACGAUCCCCGGGGUGGCGGGUUUCAAGCGAGCCAGGACGAUCAUUGGCAGAACUAUUACGGCACGAGCGCAGCCCGGCAGCCCGAUGAUCAUCGGCGGGCUAACGAUCAUCGAUCAGGCUUUUUUCCCAUCGUGUCCACACAUUAG
Messenger RNA from Anopheles bellator, 1083 nucleotides. RefSeq lists its product as uncharacterized. Lineage: Eukaryota; Metazoa; Arthropoda; Insecta; Diptera; Culicidae. The record is from RefSeq and is a predicted model, not a curated record. The transcript has 2 exons. Bases 1 to 1083 code for a protein of 360 amino acids.